AUGGCGUCUGGAACCCUCUACACAUACCCGGAAAACUUCAGAGCCUACAAGGCUCUGAUAGCGGCCCAGUUCUCUGGCGCCCGGAUCAAAGUCGCUGAGGACUUUGUGUUCGGCGAGACUAACAAGAGCGAGGCGUUCUUGAAGAAGUUCCCGUUGGGCAAGGUGCCAGCAUUCGAAACAUGUGAUGGCAACUGUAUUACAGAGAGCAAUGCAAUUGCUUUCUAUGUGGCCAAUGAACAACUAAGAGGAAAAACUGACAUCGAACGCGCAUUGGUUAUCCAAUGGCUUGAUUUUGCUGAUUCUGAAAUUCUCCCUGCUAGUUGUGCUUGGGUGUUUCCUUUACUUGGAAUAAUGCCGUAUCAUAAGCAGACUGUCGAGCAUGCUAAGGAGGAUAUAAAUAAAGUGCUCACUGUCUUAAAUUCGCAUUUGCUUACACGAACUUACUUAGUGGGCGAGCGGUUGACUCUGGCAGAUAUUUGUGUAGCUAUGACGUUGUUACACUUGUAUCAGUAUGUUCUUGAGCCAGAGCUACGUAAGCCCUAUCAGAAUGUAAAUCGGUGGUUCCAAACGGUUAUUUACCAACCUGAAUCCAUUGCUGUCAUUGGUGCCUUUAAAUUGGCGGACAAGACUCUCGAAUAUGAUCCUAAGAAAUUUGCGGAAACCCAGGGAAAAGUUUCAAAGAAAGAGAAGAAAGAGAAAGAGUCCAAGAAGGAACCAAAAGAACCUAAAGAGUCGAAGAAGGAAUCUAAGACUUCAGACAAGGCUCCAGUUGCAGAUGAGGAUGUUGAUGCAACAGAUGAGGCUUUGGCUGCUGAACCGAAAAAGAAAAAUCCCUUCGCUUCGAUGCCUAAAAGCUCCUUUGACCUCGAUGAUUUUAAACGUUUUUAUUCAAACGAGGAUGAAUCUAAGUCUAUUCCAUACUUCUGGCAGAAGUUUGAUCCAGAAAAUUAUAGUAUUUGGCUUGGUGAAUACAAAUACAACAAUGAAUUGACUAAAGUUUUCAUGUCUUGUAAUUUAAUUAGUGGUAUGUAUCAACGAUUAGAUACUAUGAGAAAAGGUGCAUUUGCUAGUGCUUGUAUAUUCGGAGAUGAUAAUGACAACACCAUCAGUGGUAUUUGGAUCUGGCGUGGACAGGAUCUUGUUUUUACACUGAGUCCAGAUUGGCAAGUAGAUUAUGAAUCGUACAGUUGGACAAAACUGGAUCCAUCGAAGGAAGAAACCAAGGAUUUGGUUAAGCAAUAUUUCAGCUGGACUGGCACGGACAAAGAUGGACGCAAGUUUAACCAAGGAAAAGUUUUCAAGUAAAUCUUGAUACGUGCAUCAAAUAAACGAAAAAUUCUAUUCGCAUGAAAUAAACCUAAAAAAAAUGAUAAAAUAUAUCGCAAGAGAGUUUGUACACGUCCUUCAAAAAUCCUGUAUUUGAUAGGAUAAAGCAGCAUCCGGGAUCUUUCGCCUAAGUAUGUUCCUUUUUCUCGAUCUCUGUCAUGUAAUAUGCAUCGUCUAGUUUCCAAACGUCGAAAAAUUUCUUCAAAAGUAUAUGAAAGUAUCGUAAAGUCUCCUAUUGUGAAGAAAUAUCUAGAGUUCGCGAAUUUUUAUCAUUAGGAUAUCGCAUAUUUAUUUUGAUAUUCCAUACACGCGUGUACACAAACACACACACUUAAUUUUUUAUUUAAAUCAUCAGUAUGUUUGGUCACUUAGUUUGAGUUAUUACUAGAUUAUUUUACAAAAAUGUGUGUAUGUAGAACGAUACUACAGAAUCUUGGAACAAAUGUAUCAUAUACACGUGCACGUGGAGAAAGAGAACAAAGACUUAUGCUUUGAGCUCUAUGUUAAGCUUAUGAAAAUGUAAUUAUUUUACCAGGAAUAUAUGUGUAAAUUUGUUACGAUUAUUA
Messenger RNA from Odontomachus brunneus, 1892 nucleotides. RefSeq names its product elongation factor 1-gamma (gene eEF1gamma). NCBI's taxonomy places the organism in Eukaryota, Metazoa, Arthropoda, Insecta, Hymenoptera, Formicidae. Gene Ontology annotation, biological process: translational elongation. The coding region runs from base 1 to 1305 and encodes 434 amino acids. Gene Ontology annotation, cellular component: cytoplasm; nucleus. The record is from RefSeq and is a predicted model, not a curated record. The transcript has 8 exons. Gene Ontology annotation, molecular function: translation elongation factor activity.